Manihot esculenta (cassava) is the source of this 2257-nucleotide messenger RNA. RefSeq names its product probable galacturonosyltransferase 3. NCBI's taxonomy places the organism in Eukaryota, Viridiplantae, Streptophyta, Magnoliopsida, Malpighiales, Euphorbiaceae. The coding region runs from base 153 to 2177 and encodes 674 amino acids. The transcript is spliced from 9 exons. Gene Ontology annotation, molecular function: polygalacturonate 4-alpha-galacturonosyltransferase activity. The record is from RefSeq and is a predicted model, not a curated record.
UUUCACCAGUGUGAACGCUGAAGAACGGCCAUGGAAAGAUCACAAAACAGACCAGACCAAACCAAACCAAACCCGAUUCCUCUCAUACAGAUGUAAAAGCAUUGCCUUUCCGUUCUUCACCUGUUUCCAUCUCUUUCUCCUUGUCCGUUUCUAUGGAAUCUCCUACUUUUUCAUUCUGGACCUUGGCUUCUAUGCUGCCCUUCUCACUGGUUCUUUUUCAUGUUAUUCUGAUCGGGGUAGAGUCUUCAGUUAAUCCUCCCGUUCAAGGAGAGCUAAAAGCAUAUCAGCCAUUGUUUGAUUGUGAAGGACAUGAUGGAAAGGAUCAGGAUACAUUUUCUGGUGCUAGACUUGGAAAUCCUCUGGAUGAAAAGGACAUUGACAUAAUUGCAACAUAUAGUGGCACUUCCGGUGAUAUUAAGAUUAAGAGGGUGAAAAUGAAGGACUUGUCUGCUUCCUGGGUUUUGGAAAAUCCCAUAGAUAAAGGCCAUGAUAAGCCAAAGGCUUCCUCGACAUCAAAGGACUCAUUUCAAUCUGUUCCCAAACUUCAAGAUAAUGUCGAGCAUUCUGGGAAUCAACAACCUCCUAAUUUAGCAACAAGUCCAGUGAGGCUGCAGCGUCGGCUAUUGAGGCAAAGAAGGAGGGAUCUUCGAACUGCAUUGCUAGCUCGGCAAGAUGAAGAAGCGGACAACCAGACAAGAGCAGCAGCAAUAAAACAAUCUGAAAGCUUGGACACCACUGUCAAGGGAAAGUACAGUAUAUGGAGAAGAGACUAUGAGAAUCCACAUUCUGAUUCUAUGUUGAAACUAAUGCGGGAUCAGAUUAUUAUGGCUAAAGCAUAUGCAAAUAUAGCCAAAUCUAAUAAUGAAACCAGCCUUUAUGACUUGCUUAUGGAACAUUCUAGAGAAAGUCGACAUGCUAUUCGAGAAGCUACAUCAGAUGCUGAGCUUCACCCUAGUGCACUUACUCGAGCAAAAGCAAUGGGUCAUGUGCUCUCUAUAGCAAAGGAUAGAUUGUAUGAAUGUCCUACUAUGUUGCUGAAGUUACGUGCUAUGCUUCAGUCAAGUGAAGAGAAUGUAAAUGCUCUGAAGAAGAAGAGUGCCUUCUUGAUUCAACUAGCUGCAAAAACAAUUCCAAAACCAUUGCAUUGUCUUCCUUUGCGGCUUGCUGCUGACUAUUUUUUGCUCGGUUAUCAAAAUAGAGAGUAUCCAAACAAAGAAAAGCUUGAGGAUCCUUCUCUUUAUCACUAUGCCAUCUUUUCUGAUAAUGUACUAGCAACAUCUGUGGUGGUUAAUUCCACAGUGCUUCAUGCAAUAGAUCCUGGAAAACAUGUUUUCCAUAUAGUCACAGAUAAAUUGAACUUUGCAGCAAUGAAAAUGUGGUAUCUUGUCAACCCCCCUGCAAAAGCAACAGUACAUGUUCAGAAUAUUGAUGAUUUCAAGUGGUUGAAUUCCUCGUACUGUUCUGUUCUACGUCAGCUUGAAUCUGCCAGGGUUAAAGAAUACUACUUCAAGGCAAAUCAUCCUUCCUCCCUCACUGCUGGGUCUGAUAAUCUCAAGUACAGGAAUCCCAAAUAUUUGUCUAUGCUGAAUCAUCUUAGAUUCUACCUCCCUGAAGUUUAUCCAAAGCUAGAUAAGAUCCUUUUUUUGGAUGACGAUAUUGUGGUUCAGAAGGAUUUGACGCCGCUUUGGUCUGUUGAUCUGAAGGGGAUGGUGAAUGGUGCAGUGGAGACUUGUAAGGAGAGCUUUCAUAGAUUUGAUAAAUAUCUCAAUUUUUCUAAUCCAAAGAUCUUUGAGAAUUUCAGCCCAAAUGCUUGUGGUUGGGCAUUUGGAAUGAACAUUUUUGACUUGAAGGAGUGGAGAAGACAAAAUAUCACCGGAAUAUAUCAUCAUUGGCAAGAUCUGAAUGAGGAUAGAACUCUUUGGAAGUUGGGAACAUUGCCUCCAGGAUUGAUCACUUUCUAUAAUCUAACCUGUCCGUUGGAUCGUCGCUGGCAUGCCCUGGGACUUGGUUAUGACCCAGCCCUUAACCAAACUGAGAUUGAAGAUGCAGGUGUAGUUCAUUACAAUGGAAAUUACAAGCCUUGGUUGGAUUUGGCUAUCACCAAGUACAAGUCUUACUGGUCUAAAUAUGUAAAGUAUGAUAACCCUUAUCUCCAACUUUGCAACGUUAGAGAAUGAUGUUUCUUGAGGAAAAUUUUUGUCAAGUGCCUUGUAGAAAUAUUUUUAUUCUUUAUAAACGUAGUUCAUUCAAUUUGUCA